Messenger RNA from Thyridium curvatum, 957 nucleotides. RefSeq lists its product as uncharacterized. The coding region runs from base 1 to 957 and encodes 318 amino acids. Gene Ontology annotation, molecular function: 4-hydroxy-tetrahydrodipicolinate synthase activity. The transcript has a single exon. NCBI's taxonomy places the organism in Eukaryota, Fungi, Ascomycota, Sordariomycetes, Thyridiales, Thyridiaceae. The record is from RefSeq and is a predicted model, not a curated record.
AUGGUCCGAGCCCCCGUCCCCCCAAGCGGCGUCUGGACGCCCGCCGUCACCUUCAUCAACCCCGACACCGACGAGCUCGACCUCGCCGCGCAGGAGAAGUACUACGCCUACCUCUCCAAGACGGGGCUCGCGGGCCUCAUAGUCCUGGGCACCAACGCGGAGGCCUUCCUGCUCACGCGCGAGGAGCGCCGCGCCCUCGUGCAGACGGCGCGCAAGGCCGUCGGCCCCGACUACCACGUCAUGGCCGGCGUCGGCGCGCACUCGACCAAGCAGGUGCUGCAGUACAUCGCCGACGCCGCCGAGGCGGGCGCCAACUCGGUGCUCGUCCUGCCGCCCGCCUACUUCGGCAAGGCCACCACGCCCGAGGUCGUCGAGCGCUUCUUCGCCGACGUCUCGGCGGCCAGCAGUCUGCCCAUCGUCAUCUACAACUUCCCCGGCGUGUGCAACGGGCUGGACCUCGACUCGGACACGAUCGAGAGGUUGGCCGGCAAGUACGACAACAUCGUCGGCGUCAAGCUGACCUGCGGCUCGGUCGCCAAGAUCACGCGGCUGGCCGCCGCGCUGCCCAGGGACAGGUUCGCCACCUUUGGCGGGCAGUCCGACUUCAUCAUCGGCGGCCUGGCGUCGGGCUCGUCCGGGUGCAUCUGCGCGUUCGGCAACGUCGCGCCCAAGACGGUGGUGCGCAUCUACGACCUCUGGCAGCAGGGGAGCGUCAAGGAGGCGAUGGAGCUGCACCAGAAGGCCGCGCUGGCGGAGCAGGCGAUCAAGGGCGGCAUCGCGCCGACCAAGUACGCCGCGUCUCUGACGACGGCCAAGGCGGCGGGCGUCGAGGGUGCCGAGAACCUGCUGCAGCCGAGGAGGCCGUACGUUGCUCCGAGUGCGGCGGUCAAGGAGAUGGUGCAGAACAAGCUGAAGGAUGUGAUUCCGAUCGAGGAGGGUCUGCCGCUGAAGGCAUAG